AUGUUGCAAAAGUAUAAAAAGCAAGCCAAGCCGUACGCCGCCACCGUCUUUGCCGGCUCAGACGGUGGGUUUGGCGGCCGCAUGGCCCCGCCGCCGCCAAGCUGGAGGGCCGGCGAUGCCACGGACACCCCCGGCCUCGGCUUUUGCCGCGGCGCGGUGAUGGUGGUGCUACCUGGCGCGGUGGUGCCGGACGAGGGCGGUGACGUCAUCGACGACGAUGAUGACAUCAGCGGCGGGGAGAUUGACGGCAGGGCGGUGGUCGGGCCCAACCAACUCGAGUUGUUGCUGGCGAGCGCGCUCGGUGUCGGCCGCGGCGGCGGCGGCGGCGGCGGCGCGGGCAGCUUGCUGGCGCGCCACGGGUUCGCGGCUGCGACGGUGGCGGCGUGGUGCCCUUCCGUGCCCGCGCACACGUCCGUUUUGCGCGUGGCUGUGGAAACCGCCGAGGGCGGCGACGGGCAACAGGAGGAGGAGGAGGAGGAGGGCUGGCAGGCGGUGGCGCGAGACGUCGGGUUGGGCCGGCCGGCGCCAGAGCCAGGGGCCGUCUGCGCGCAGGCGCUGUCGGUUACCGCCCUACAGCCCGGCGAGUCGCUCGCGAUCGCCGACCCCUCGUCGUCGUUAGUCAACGUUUACGCCACCCUGGAUAAGGCGGUGCUGCUGUUUGGGGCGCUGAUGGGCCAGGAGGGCGGCGCGCCCUGCGAGGUGCCCCACGGCCCCGCCCUGUGGCGCGAGUGGGGGUGGCUGGCGGGCUGGCACAGCCUGGCGCCCGCGGCGCGGCGGGAGAAGCUGUCGGCGGAGUGCUGCCACGAGCUGCUGUUCUUCCUGGCGCUGAGGGAUCCGGAUUUCUUCAUGCAGGCGGGUGGCAUUCGCCAACGGAUCAUGCUGAUGGCAACUGUGCUAUGGCAGGGCUAA
This is a messenger RNA of Monoraphidium neglectum, 909 nucleotides long. RefSeq lists its product as hypothetical. Lineage: Eukaryota; Viridiplantae; Chlorophyta; Chlorophyceae; Sphaeropleales; Selenastraceae. The coding region runs from base 1 to 909 and encodes 302 amino acids. The record is from RefSeq and is a predicted model, not a curated record. The transcript is spliced from 3 exons.